AAAAGGAUUGGCCUGAACUAUCGGAUUGGGUUACAUAAAAAGGGUGUACUCUAGUAGUUUAAGAAAUGUCAAUAUAUUUUACCUCUGGAGGAAUUUUAACUCAGUCUGUCAUUAGAUUCUGAAGACAUGAGUGGUUGUCCAUUUUGGGAGAACAAAUUCCAAUUUAAUUUUAAUAAACUAUCUUUAAAUGAUGGGGAAGGUGACAAGUCACAAGAAGGGCUAAACAAAGCCAGCAAAGGUGGCCUUGUCUAUGGAGACUAUCUACAGCUGGACAAAAUAUUAGAUGCACAGGUACUUCAGAGUGAAAAGAAGGGAAACAAAAUCCAUGAUGAGCAUCUGUUCAUUGUGACACAUCAAGCCUAUGAACUAUGGUUCAAGCAGAUACUAUGGGAACUGGAUUCUGUCCGAGUGAUAUUUCAAAAUGGCCAUGUGAGAGAUGAACGAAACAUGCUUAAGGUCGUUGCUCGAAUUCACAGAAUUUCAAUUAUCCUUAAAUUACUUGUGGAACAAUUUUCUGUUUUGGAAACUAUGACAGCCCUGGACUUUUUUGACUUCAGAGACUAUCUGAGCCCAGCAUCAGGAUUUCAGAGUUUACAGUUCCGAUUAUUGGAGAAUAAGAUUGGUGUUUAUCAGAGCCUCAGAGUUCCAUACAACCGAAGGCACUACAGGGAUAACUUCAAGGGAAAAGAGAAUGAAUCGUUGCUUAAAUCUGAACAGGAGCCGACUCUGCUACAGCUAGUGGAAGCAUGGUUAGAAAGAACACCUGGACUUGAACGAGAAGGAUUUAAUUUCUGGGGUAAAUUUGAAGCAAAUGUACUCAAGGGACUAGAAGAGGAAUUUGCAAUGGUGCAGGCCAAAGAAGACCCAGAAGAAAAAGAAGACCAACUUACAGAACUUCAAAAACAGAAAGAAGUGCUUAUAUCACUGUUUGAUGAAAAACGCCAUGAACAUCUACUUAGUAAAGGUGAAAGAAGAUUGUCCUAUAAAGCAAUGAAAGGAGCUUUAAUGAUAUACUUCUACAGAGAAGAACCUCGCUUUCAGGUUCCUUUUCAGCUUCUCACUAAUCUAAUGGAUAUUGAUGUGCUGAUGACUAAAUGGAGAUACAACCAUGUAUGUAUGGUGCACAGAAUGAUUGGCAGCAAGGCUGGGACAGGAGGAUCAUCAGGGUAUCAGUAUUUACGCUCAACUGUGAGUGACAGAUACAAGGUGUUUGUUGAUUUGUUCAAUCUAUCAACAUAUUUGGUGCCGAGACACUGGAUCCCUAAGCUGAACCCAACUGUUCAUAAAUUCCUUUAUACAGCAGAAUACUGUGACAGUUCUUACUUUAGCAGUGAUGAUUCAGAUUAAAAAAACCCUUUGGAUAAUCCUUGUAAAUAAAUGAAAUGUAACUAAAAGAAGUUCAUCCUUUCAAAUUAUAUGUUGUUAAAUAUAAACAUAUGCUUAUAUUAUCUAUGUAAUGUGUAUGUAUGUAUUUAUGCACAAAUGCACUACUGUAUAGCAUUUAAAGUAGGGGUGGACAACUAAAAAGAGGCUGGGGAGAGAAUUUAACCCUUGAAAUCCUCUCCCUAUGAAUGGUACUUUUGCAUUUUGGGGCAAAAAUCAAUUCAUAUUUGAGCUGCAAGUGAUUGGAAGUCACUUCUAGUCCCUGGUUCUCAAACAUUUUUUAGUCAAUUAACAGCAAAGGAAAGAAAUUUUUAGCAGGAUUGGGGUCCUCCUGACUUGCCUCCGCAUAAAACUGUUCCUGACAAUAUUUGGUGGAGGACCAAAAAAUGAGGUUAGCAUCUAUAUGUGGGCUAUGAGCUCCAUUUUUUCCACUCUUGGUUUAAAGUAUAACUAUAUUUUUGAUAGGCCAUCAGAAAUAAAAUGUACAAAUGGGACAAACUCUGGCUUCCAUUUAUUUUAAAGUAGUUGUUCAAACCCUUGCAACCUAUUAAAUUGUCUCAACUGCUGCUGUAAUGAUGACACGAUUUUGCUUCCAUUUUGAUCAUGUAUGUGAAUUGCCCUGGGAGCACUUACCCCAGAAGGUGGCAUUAAAAUAUUGGAAAUAAAAGUGAAAUUUCAUAUGUA
Sceloporus undulatus (fence lizard) is the source of this 2067-nucleotide messenger RNA. RefSeq names its product tryptophan 2,3-dioxygenase (gene TDO2). The record is from RefSeq and is a predicted model, not a curated record. Gene Ontology annotation, molecular function: heme binding; L-tryptophan 2,3-dioxygenase activity; metal ion binding. NCBI's taxonomy places the organism in Eukaryota, Metazoa, Chordata, Lepidosauria, Squamata, Phrynosomatidae. The transcript is spliced from 12 exons. Bases 127 to 1347 code for a protein of 406 amino acids.